Radiomyces spectabilis is the source of this 708-nucleotide messenger RNA. RefSeq lists its product as uncharacterized. The record is from RefSeq and is a predicted model, not a curated record. The transcript has 3 exons. The coding region runs from base 1 to 708 and encodes 235 amino acids. NCBI's taxonomy places the organism in Eukaryota, Fungi, Mucoromycota, Mucoromycetes, Mucorales, Radiomycetaceae.
AUGUCUGUAUGGUCGCUUGAUCAAUCGGCUCUUAUUAUUGAUAAGAAACUGCUCGACUUAUGCAGGGAUACAACUCCAGAGAACAAGAAAGCCACCACCAUGCUGGAUAACAUCAAGGACUUCCAAGCACACAGACGAUCCAUGAAGGGAGUUAGAUCUCUUCGUCCAGAACUGUCGAUAGAAAAGAGACCGAGGCCAACGUAUUUGGCGGCUGGGUUUAAUACCCAAACUCUUACCGACCAGCUGUGGCAAGAAUUUCCAAAAGAACCGGGAAAACAUCUCCUUCCAGAGCAAUGUCCAAUUUGCGCAAGAUCCCUCGUAAACCGCAUCCAAAUCGGCCAAGAAUUCAAGACUGUAACAGACAGCACUACCUGCUCCUUUUUGAGAUUGGGCUUUACUUGUGACGGUACACCGAAAAAAUAUGACGAUCGCUACCCAAAGAAAAUUGCAACGAUCUGCCGUCCAGUUGAACCAUGGUACAACACUGACGGCACAGUUGUUCCCGAUUCAUGGUUCGGUUCGUCUGCCAUGAUUCGAACGCUCAAACUUUAUGCGCGUUUCGCCAUCGUACUGGAUGACAGCAGUGCCAUGACGGUCUCCAUAUUACUGGACCCAUGGUUCGAUCAAGAAGGCAAACAAUAUGUUGAACGAUGUGAAAGCCGACAAAUGCAACCGGUUUCAAUGUUGUACAUCAAUUGCCUCAACUGA